Molecule: messenger RNA, 5520 nt
Organism: Delphinapterus leucas (beluga whale)
Lineage: Eukaryota; Metazoa; Chordata; Mammalia; Artiodactyla; Monodontidae
Gene: HCN4
Product: hyperpolarization activated cyclic nucleotide gated potassium channel 4
Biological process (GO): regulation of membrane depolarization; sodium ion transmembrane transport; potassium ion transmembrane transport
Cellular component (GO): dendrite; HCN channel complex; membrane
Molecular function (GO): voltage-gated potassium channel activity
Source: RefSeq, a predicted model, not a curated record
GUCGGAACCCUAGGCUUGGGAUGCACUCCCAGCCUUUGGCCAAGAAAAGACACUCGAGGGUUGAGGAUUAAGGACUCCUCUCGCCUCAACCCCUAAGUUCCGGCGAGGGUCCACCCUGCGCCCCCCGCCGGGCCCGCCUCCCCCCCCCCCCCACUCCCGGCCCCCGGUCCCCGGCCCGCGCGCCACUGCCCCUUUAAGAAGCCCAGGUAGGCCGGCCCGGCUGCGGGAGCCGCUCCUAUGGCAACCCGCGAGCUGCGGCGGCUUCAUGAAUAUUCCGGGGCGCGGGAGCCGGGCGCUGCCGGAGGGCGCUCCGGGGGAGGCGGCCGCUGAUGUAAGCCCGGCGGGCCGCUGGGCUCCGCUCGGCUGCAGCGGGAGCCCCGGGACGGGCCGGCCGGGCUCGGCCAGAGGAAGCAAGGCGAGCUCGCGAGUGACUGGCCACAAAGCCCGGGCGGCGGGACAGACGGACAGCCCGCCUGCCCGCGGGACAUACGCCCCAGAGGAGUGCUGGUCGUGCGCUCUGCGCUCCGGAGCGGUUUUCCGAGCGCCGCGGCCGCAGCGCUGCUUCAACCCGCGCCCAUUGUUCCCCGCGGGGGCGGGGCGCCUGGAGCCGGGCCGCGCGCCGCGCCCCUGACCGCGGGAGGGAGGGAGGGAGCGAGAGAGAGCGGGGUCCCCGCGCCCAGCCCGGCCCGGGAGGAGGCGCAGCGCGGCGAGCCCCGGGACCCGGAGCCGGACUGGGAGCCUCCCAGCCGCACGCAACCUGCCCAGCAUGGGCGCCUGAGGCGGCUCGGCGCCGGCGGCGAAGGACACGUCCCCGCGGGCUGACUGACCGGCGGGCGGACCUGCAGCGGGUCCGCGGCGCGGCACCCGCGCCCCUGCCCCCGGCCCCUGGAGCCAUGGACAAGCUGCCGCCGUCCAUGCGCAAGAGACUCUACAGCCUUCCGCAGCAGGUGGGGGCCAAGGCGUGGAUCAUGGACGAAGAAGAGGACGCCGAGGAAGAGGGGGCUGGGGGCCGCCAGGACCCCAGCCGCAGGAGCAUCCGGCUGCGGCCGCUGCCUUCGCCCUCGCCCUCGGCGGCCGCGGGCGGCACGGAGCCCCGGGGUGCGGCCCUCGGGGCGGCAGACAGCGAGGGGUCGACCCGCGGCGCGGGCAAGUCUAGCACUAACGGCGACUGCAGGCGCUUCCGCGGGAGCCUGGCAUCGCUGGGCAGCCGGGGCGGCGGCGGCGCCGGAGCGGGGGGCGGCAGCAGUCACGGGCACCUGCAUGACUCCGCGGAGGAGCGGCGACUCAUCGCCGAGGGCGACGCGUCCCCCGGUGAGGACAGGACGCCCCCGGGCCUGGCGGCCGAGACCGAGCGCUCUGGCGCCUCGGCACAGCCCGGAGCCUCGCCGCCGCCGCCCCAGCAGCCGCCGCAGCCGGUCCCCGCCUCCUGCGAGCAGCCCUCGGUGGACACCGCGAUCAAAGUGGAGGGAGGUGCGGCCGCCGGCGACCAGAUCCUCCCUGAGGCCGAGGUGCGCCUGGGCCAGGCCGGCUUCAUGCAGCGCCAGUUCGGGGCCAUGCUCCAGCCCGGGGUCAACAAAUUCUCCCUGAGGAUGUUCGGCAGCCAGAAGGCGGUGGAGCGCGAGCAGGAGAGGGUUAAGUCGGCCGGGUUUUGGAUUAUCCACCCCUACAGCGACUUCAGAUUUUACUGGGACCUGACCAUGUUGCUGCUGAUGGUAGGAAACCUGAUCAUCAUUCCUGUGGGCAUCACCUUCUUCAAGGAUGAGAACACCACACCAUGGAUUGUCUUCAACGUGGUGUCGGACACGUUCUUCCUCAUCGACUUGGUCCUCAACUUCCGCACAGGGAUUGUGGUGGAGGACAACACAGAGAUCAUCCUGGACCCACAGCGGAUUAAGAUGAAGUACCUCAAAAGCUGGUUCGUGGUGGAUUUCAUCUCCUCCAUCCCCGUGGACUACAUCUUCCUCAUUGUGGAGACACGCAUCGAUUCGGAGGUCUACAAGACUGCCCGGGCCCUGCGCAUCGUCCGUUUCACCAAGAUCCUCAGCCUCCUGCGCCUCUUGCGUCUCUCCCGCCUCAUUCGAUAUAUUCACCAGUGGGAAGAGAUCUUCCACAUGACCUACGACCUGGCCAGCGCCGUGGUGCGCAUCGUGAACCUCAUUGGCAUGAUGCUCCUGCUCUGCCACUGGGACGGCUGCCUGCAGUUCCUGGUGCCCAUGCUGCAGGACUUCCCUGACGACUGCUGGGUGUCCAUCAACAACAUGGUGAACAACUCAUGGGGAAAGCAGUACUCCUACGCCCUCUUCAAGGCCAUGAGCCACAUGCUGUGCAUCGGGUAUGGCCGGCAGGCCCCGGUGGGCAUGUCAGACGUCUGGCUCACCAUGCUCAGCAUGAUCGUGGGUGCCACCUGCUACGCCAUGUUCAUCGGCCACGCCACGGCCCUCAUCCAGUCUCUGGACUCCUCCCGGCGCCAGUACCAGGAGAAGUACAAGCAGGUGGAGCAGUACAUGUCCUUCCACAAGCUCCCGCCCGACACCCGGCAGCGCAUCCAUGACUACUACGAGCACCGCUACCAGGGCAAGAUGUUCGACGAGGAGAGCAUCCUGGGCGAGCUGAGCGAGCCGCUGCGGGAGGAGAUCAUCAACUUUAACUGCCGAAAGCUGGUGGCCUCCAUGCCGCUGUUUGCCAACGCGGACCCCAACUUUGUGACCUCCAUGCUGACCAAGCUGCGCUUCGAGGUCUUCCAGCCGGGGGACUACAUCAUCCGCGAAGGCACCAUCGGCAAGAAGAUGUACUUCAUCCAGCACGGGGUGGUCAGCGUGCUCACCAAGGGCAACAAGGAGACCAAGCUGGCGGAUGGCUCCUACUUUGGAGAGAUCUGCCUGCUGACGCGGGGCCGGCGCACAGCCAGCGUGAGGGCUGACACCUACUGCCGCCUCUACUCGCUGAGCGUGGACAACUUCAACGAGGUCCUGGAGGAGUACCCCAUGAUGCGGCGGGCCUUCGAGACGGUGGCGCUGGACCGCCUGGACCGCAUCGGCAAGAAGAACUCCAUCCUCCUCCACAAAGUCCAGCACGACCUCAACUCAGGCGUCUUCAACUACCAGGAGAACGAGAUCAUCCAGCAGAUCGUACAGCACGACCGGGAGAUGGCGCACUGCGCCCACCGCGUCCAGGCCGCCGCCUCUGCCACUCCGACCCCCACGCCCGUCAUCUGGACCCCGCUGAUCCAGGCGCCGCUGCAGGCCGCCGCCGCCACCACUUCCGUGGCCAUCGCGCUCACCCACCACCCGCGCCUGCCCGCCGCCAUCUUCCGGCCUCCCCCGGGGCCCGGGCUGGGCGGCCUCGGGGCCGGGCAGACGCCCCGGCACCUGAAGCGGCUGCAGUCCCUGAUCCCGUCGGCGCUGGGUUCCGCCUCGCCCGCCAGCAGCCCGUCGCAGGUGGACACGCCGUCUUCCUCCUCCUUCCACAUCCAACAGCUGGCUGGAUUCUCUGCACCCGCCGGACUGAGCCCGCUCCUGCCCUCGUCCAGCUCUUCCCCGCCGCCUGGGGUGGGCAGCUCCUCCUCGGCACCCACGCCAUCUGCUGCGGCGGCCGUCGCCGCCGCCACAGCCGGGUUCGGCCACUUCCACAAGGCGCUGGGAGGCUCCCUGUCCUCCUCGGACUCUCCCCUGCUCACCCCGCUGCAGCCGGGCGCCCGCUCCCCACAGGCCAACCAGCCGGCGCCCCCGCUGCCCGGGGCCCGGGGCGGCCUGGGACUGGCAGAGCACUUCCUGCCACCCCCAGCCUCGGCCAGGUCGCCGUCGUCCAGCCCCGGGCAGCUGGGCCAGCCUCCCGGGGAGCUGUCCCCGGGUCUGGCCACCGGCCCACCAAGUACGCCAGAGACACCCCCGCGGCAGCCUGAGCGGCUGUCCUUUGCGGCAGGGGCCUCAGGGGGGGCCUCUCCUGUAGCCUUUACCCCCCGAGGAGGUCUCAGCCCCCCUGGCCACAGCCCAGGCCCUCCAAGAACUUUCCCAAGUGCCCCUCCCCGGGCAUCCGGCUCCCACGGUUCCUUGCUCCUGCCUCCGGCAUCCAGUCCCCCGCCACCCCAAGUCCCCCAGCGCCGGGGCACCCCGCCCCUCACCCCGGGCCGCCUCACCCAGGACCUCAAGCUCAUCUCAGCCUCUCAGCCGGCCCUACCCCAGGACGGGGCACAGACUCUCCGCAGAGCCUCCCCACACUCCUCUGGGGAGUCCGUGGCUGCCUUCCCACUCUUUCCCAGAGGCGGGGGCGGCAGCGGGGGCAGUGGGGGCCUCGGUCUCCCCGGGAGGCCCUAUGGUGCCGUCCCUGGCCAGCACGUCACUCUGCCUCGGAAGACAUCCUCAGGUUCUUUGCCACCCCCUAUUUCUUUAUUUGGGGCAAGAGCCACCUCUUCUGGGGGUCCCCCUCUGACUGCUGCUCCCCAGAGGGAACCUGGGGCCAGGUCUGAGCCAGUGCGCUCCAAACUGCCCUCCAAUCUAUGAGCUGCGUUCCCUCCCUCCCUCCCUCCCUCCCUCCCUCCUUCUCUCCUCUUUUUUUCUCCUUUCUUUCUUCAGGUUUAACUGUGAUUAGGAGAUAUACCAAUAACAAUAAUAAUUAUCAUUAAAAAACCCACACCAGAAAAACAAAAGAGCAGAAAAUAACCAGGUAUUCUUAGAGCUAUAGAAUUUUGGUCACUUGCUUUUAUAGACUAUUUUAAUACCCAGCACUAGAGGGAGGGGGGAGGGGAGCAGGCAGGGCCCAAAUGCAAAAGUGAGAGGAAGGCAGGUGGGUUCUCUGGGGCUUGGCAAGGGUGGGGGUGACCCAUGUUUGGGAUACCUAGAGCAGACUUGUCAUUGUAUUCAUUUUAGGGCAAUAGCCACCACCAGGCCCUUAGCUGUGAACCUGGAGCCCCACUCUGCUAGGGGUUAUCCCAUUCCUCAGGAAGGGCUGCCCUUGGGUUUGUUCCUGGGGAGCCUCAGUCGCCUGAGUCCUUGGGACAAACGGGCCAGGGCCCUGAGAGUCUUGCAUUUUUUCUACUGCAAACUUAGCAAGAUAUGUAUAUGAAUAUGUAUAUGUAUAUAUAUGUAAGAUGUGUAUAUGUAUAGUUAUGUAGUGCUCUGUAGAGCCAUGUAGAUAGCCACUCACACGUGUGCACAUGUGUGUGCAAUCUAGUUUAACCCCAUGUUGCCAGGACACCCAGGUCACCUUACAUCCAGCAACCUGCCUUGGCCCGCAGGCUGGGCACCACAGGGCCUGGGGGAAGUAUUCUCUCCAGUCCUCAGGGAAGAGGACCCCCCCCCCCCGGGCUUCUCAGCAGGCCCCCUCUCUCCCCGUCUCUGGUCUCAAAUCCAGUCCCAGCCCGACCUCUUACGUGGAAGCAGAAGACUCCAGGCUGUGCCUCUCCUGUCCUGUAGGGCCUCAAGCACAUUCCCAUCACCUCUGUGGCCCUCAGUUUUCUCAUCUGUACAGGGGGAGGUGAGGGAAGCUUCUAUUUAUUGAGUCUGCUCUGUGCCAAGCACUGGU